GGAAGAGCUGAAAUCUGCAAAGACUGAGUUUAUUAAAGAGGACAGUGAGAACAUGAGUGAUCCAGAACCCUGCAGAAUGAAACACACUGAAGAUCCUGAAGAACAAAGAGAUUAUUUAGACCGGAUGGAAGAGAGUGAUGAGAGUGAAGAACUGAGUGAAGUGGAGGAGGAACAUCAUGUCAAACCUGGAGAAAAACCUUUGAGUCGCUCAAAGACUAAACAGACAUUUUUAAAGAAAAGAGAUAAGAAAUCUACAACCUGCAAUCAGUGUGGGAAGAGUUUCACACGCAAACAAAGUCUUGAGCAUCACAUGAGAGUUCACACUGGAGAGAAGCCGUUCACAUGUGAUCAAUGCGGGAGUAGUUUCGCAGCCAAACCUAGUCUUGAGGUUCACAUGAGGAUUCACACCGGAGAGAAGCCGUUCACAUGCCAACAAUGUGGGAAGAGUUUUAGUCAAUUAGCACACCUUAAUGGUCACAUGAGGAUCCACACCGGAGAGAAGCCGUUCACUUGUGAUCAGUGUGGGAAAGCAUUUAUCAGGGCAUCAGACCUGAAGACACACCUGAGAAUUCAUACGAAGGAGAAGCCGUAUUCAUGUUCUGUGUGUGGAAAGAGUUUUUCAAAGCUGUGUAAUUUACAUGCACAUCAGAAAAUGCAUACUGGUGUGAGAGAGUACAUGUGCUUUGAGUGUGAGAAGACUUUUACUGCAGCAAAGGACUUAAAACGGCACCAGAGAAUUCACACUGGAGAAAAACCUUACAAGUGUUCACACUGUGACAAGAGAUUCAGUGUGUUAUCAUCUCUGAAAAUACAUGAGAGGAUCCACAAUGGAGAAAAACCUUACAUGUGUUCACACUGUGACAAGAGAUUCAGUGACUCAUCAACUCUGAAAAGACAUGAGAGGAUCCACACUGGAGAGAAGCCGCACACGUGUGAUCAGUGCGGAAAGAGUUUUUCUAUUAAAAAUAACCUGAAGCGACACAUGAAGAUCCAUACAGUGGAGAAACCACAUCACCACAGUCUGAGAUCACGACCUGAUGGAGGUGAACAAGAAAGGAAAAAGAGAAGCCAAAAAUCUGCCUCCUCAAAAAUGCUUCACAUGGAAAUCAAGGCUGAAGAUUCACAUGAGAGUUCACACUGGGAAGAAGCGAAAUGCUGGAAGUCCUUCAAUCCAGAAGAUGAACUGAAAUACCACCAGAAAAUGCACUCGAAAAACCUUCAGGAGCCGAAGAAGAGGCCAUAACACUUUUAAUAGAGACAUGCAUCUGUUAUUAAUUUUUAACUCGUUAUUCACUGUUUUAACAUCUAGUUUCUCUUCUUAUU
Messenger RNA from Pimephales promelas (fathead minnow), 1323 nucleotides. RefSeq lists its product as uncharacterized. Lineage: Eukaryota; Metazoa; Chordata; Actinopteri; Cypriniformes; Leuciscidae. The record is from RefSeq and is a predicted model, not a curated record. Gene Ontology annotation, biological process: regulation of transcription by RNA polymerase II. Gene Ontology annotation, molecular function: RNA polymerase II cis-regulatory region sequence-specific DNA binding; DNA-binding transcription factor activity, RNA polymerase II-specific.